Messenger RNA from Exophiala aquamarina CBS 119918, 942 nucleotides. RefSeq lists its product as uncharacterized. Bases 1 to 942 code for a protein of 313 amino acids. The record is from RefSeq and is a predicted model, not a curated record. Gene Ontology annotation, molecular function: hydrolase activity. The transcript has a single exon. Lineage: Eukaryota; Fungi; Ascomycota; Eurotiomycetes; Chaetothyriales; Herpotrichiellaceae.
AUGUCGUGCCCCAACUGUUUCAGCGGCUCGGAGCACACGCACGGCACGCCACAAGGGACGAUCGAAACCGUCCACGGGAUCCGGACAUACACGGCCGGCAUCGACAGCACGAGCAACGAUGAGACUCCCGAGUCCAAAUCGGCAAUCAUCUACCUCCCAGACGCAUUCGGCCUCAAGCUGGUGAACAACCUGCUCCUGGCCGACGCAUACGCGGCGCGCACCGGCUGCCUGGUCCUGAUCCCAGACGUCGUCUACGGUGGGGGCAUAUCGCCGCACGUGCUUCCACUGAUGGAGGUGCUGCUGGAGCCCGCUCCGUCGUGGAGCGUCACCAGCGUCUUCUGGAAGACCGUGAAUGCGCUGCGCGCCCUCCCGUACAUCGUCCCGUUCCUGCUGUUCGGGCAUCCCAAGAACACGUUCCCCCAGGUCCUCGACUACGCGCGCGCCGUGCGCGCCGAGUUGCCCGCGGGCGGCAAGCUGGGCGUCGCUGGGUUCUGCUGGGGCGCGUGGGGUGCGACGAAGCUGUGCGCCGAGAAUGCAACGGCGGACGGAGCUGGGGAAAGGUUGAUCGACGCGCAAUUCAACGCGCACCCGAGCUUCAUCAUCGACACGCCGGAAAUGGUCGUCGACGCCAUCACCAGGUUCAGAGUGCCGUAUGCGUCGGCGGUCGCGGAGCUAGAUUUCCAGUUCAACGCCGCCGCCGCGGAGAGGACCGAGGCCAAGGUCAGAGAAGCGGCCGCCAACUCGACGGGCAUGGGCGCAGGCACAGGUAAUGGGGCUAGCGGGGACGGGGACGGGGACAAUGGACUCAUCUACGAAUUCAAGAUCUACAAGGGGUGCAAGCACGGCUUUGGCGUCCGCGCCGUGCAGGAUACGGUGAACAUGGACGGGUAUCGCGACGCGCUGGAGCAGGCGGUCGCUUGGUUCAACAAAUAUCUGAAUUGA